This is a messenger RNA of Ipomoea nil (Japanese morning glory), 2143 nucleotides long. Its product is annotated as signal recognition particle 54 kDa protein 2. The record is from RefSeq and is a predicted model, not a curated record. Lineage: Eukaryota; Viridiplantae; Streptophyta; Magnoliopsida; Solanales; Convolvulaceae. The transcript is spliced from 10 exons. Gene Ontology annotation, cellular component: signal recognition particle, endoplasmic reticulum targeting; cytosol. Gene Ontology annotation, biological process: SRP-dependent cotranslational protein targeting to membrane, translocation; SRP-dependent cotranslational protein targeting to membrane. Gene Ontology annotation, molecular function: GTP binding; GTPase activity; endoplasmic reticulum signal sequence receptor activity. The coding region runs from base 313 to 1800 and encodes 495 amino acids.
AAGAUAAGACUUCAGAAUUACGGAGUAGUAAAUACAGCUAAUUCCGUCGUCUUCCCAGAAACCUCAGAAAGAAAGGGGAAAUCAACAAACCCUAACCAGAAAUAUUGACACGAACCUGAAAUACUUCAUAUCAUUUUUCUCUAUUAUCCCAGUGCGGUUCUGAUAUCCUUGGUGGGUGGUUGGUUUCAUAACAAUUGAAAUGCUUACCUGACACCCAAGACAGAAUUCUUCAACCCCUAGCCCUAACACUCGCUGGAAAUUCUUCAAUCAAAUUCUCUUAUCAUCAGACUCUGAAUUUCAACAUUCUUCAAGAUGGUGUUGGCACAGUUAGGAGGGAGCAUUUCGCGUGCUCUCCAGCAGAUGAGCAAUGCGACAAUCAUUGACGAGAAGGUUCUCAAUGAAUGCCUCAACGAGAUCACUCGCGCUCUUCUCCAGUCUGAUGUUCAGUUCAAGCUAGUCCGUGAUAUGCAGACCAAUAUCAAGCGGAUUGUCAACCUUGAUGACCUAGCUGCUGGACACAACAAGCGUAAGAUCAUCCAACAGGCUGUAUUUAACGAGCUUUGCAAGAUUUUGGAUCCUGGAAAACCAUCAUUCACACCAAAGAAAGGGAAGCCUAGUGUUGUCAUGUUUGUAGGGUUGCAAGGUUCCGGGAAAACAACAACUUGUACAAAAUAUGCCUACUACCACCAGAGGAAGGGCUGGAAACCAGCUCUAGUUUGUGCAGAUACAUUCAGAGCUGGUGCUUUUGAUCAACUGAAACAGAAUGCAACCAAAGCUAAAAUACCUUUCUAUGGGAGCUACACAGAGUCUGAUCCUGUGAAAAUAGCAGUGGAAGGUGUUGAAAGAUUCAAGAAGGAAAAUUGUGAUCUCAUUAUUGUUGACACCAGUGGACGCCACAAACAAGAAGCUGCCCUCUUUGAAGAGAUGCGUCAAGUCUCUGAAGCUACGAAACCAGAUCUUGUGAUAUUUGUUAUGGAUAGUAGUAUUGGUCAAGCCGCUUUCGAUCAAGCUCAAGCAUUCAAGCAAAGUGUUGCAGUUGGGGCUGUAAUAGUUACUAAAAUGGAUGGCCAUGCAAAGGGUGGUGGUGCUCUUAGUGCAGUUGCCGCUACAAAAAGUCCUGUCAUCUUCAUUGGUACUGGAGAACACAUGGACGAGUUUGAAGUUUUUGAUGUUAAACCGUUUGUCAGCCGACUUCUAGGCAUGGGUGAUUGGUCUGGGUUCAUGGACAAGAUACAUGAGGUUGUUCCUAUGGAUCAACAGCCUGAGCUUCUUCAAAAACUCUCCGAGGGAAAUUUUACCUUGAGGAUUAUGUAUGAACAAUUCCAAAAUAUACUUAAAAUGGGUCCCAUUGGGCAGGUCUUCUCUAUGCUUCCGGGAUUUAGUCAAGAACUAAUGCCAAAAGGGCGUGAGAAGGAAAGCCAGACAAAAAUUAAACGUUAUAUGACAAUGAUGGAUUCGAUGACGAAUGAAGAAUUGGACAGCACAAACCCGAAGCUUAUGACUGAAUCGCGCAUCAUGAGGAUAGCAAGGGGAUCUGGUCGUUUGGUGCAUGAAGUGAUGGAAAUGAUGGAAGAGUACAAGCGAUUGGCCAAGAUAUGGAGCAAGAUGAAGGGACUUAAAAUCCCAAAGAAGGGAGAUAUGAGUGCCUUGUCCCGAAACAUGAAUGCACAGCACAUGAGCAAAGUUCUUCCCCCGCAGAUGUUGAAACAGAUAGGCGGCAUGGGUGGCUUGCAAAACUUGAUGAAACAAAUGGGUUCUGCCAAGGAUAUGAUGGGCAUGUUUGGUGGUGGGGAUAAGUAAUCUCUCUCUCUCUCCCUCUCACACACACAUACUAAAGCUGAUUCCAGGUUAGAAGAUGAACACCCUCUAGCCUCGAAGCUUGUCUGUCAAUCAUAGCUGUAUUUCAGGUUGUCAGUUUCGAAUUCUUGAAAGCGGGAUGGUUCGUUUUUGUUUUUAGAUGACAAGGAGUAUAAUUUCUUUCGUAUUUUCGCUCGAUCCCCCUUGAUAGAGUUGUUAUUUCUUUAAUUUUCUUAGUAAACUAGAACUUGGUUUUGUGCCAUGUGAAUGUAUGUACUAUGUUGAGAAUGGAAGAAUGGUUUUCUGCCAUUUUCUCACUUACCAAUUAGUAGCUGCUGUUUCCUGA